UGGUCACGUGUGUUUUGAAACGUUUGUACGAAUGGAACAGAGCAGGCGGUCCGUUGCACUCGAAUGCGAUUUUGACCCGAGAAUAAGUUUAACAUCGGCGCUCACAGCAUUUAUACGCUUUGAUAAACCCUCUACUACUUCAGAAACUGGUUUAUUUUAACAUUUGCUAGCUUUGGAUAACGUUAGCUACCUUGCUUUGGCUAACAUUAGUUCGUAUCAGCGCUGUGGACAGUCGGGUCCCGCUUUCGCAUGAGGAUUGUACCAUUUUCGGUGUAACGUUGGUACCAUUAGUGGUAUCUGUGUUAGCAGAUUCGGUUGAAUCAAAGUUAUCGUUACGGGUUAGUCAAGCACAAGUGUCGUUAAAAAUGGUGUUCUUCACCUGCAACGGCUGUGGUGAAUCCCUGAAAAAAGCUCAGGUUGAUAAACAUGUGAACAUGUGCCGGGGGUGCCAGGUCCUGUCCUGCAUCGAUUGUGGAAAAGACUUCUGGGGUGAUGACUACAAGAACCACAAUAAAUGUAUCAGUGAGGAUCAGAAGUAUGGAGGCAAAGGCUACGAGGCUAAGGCAAACAAAGGAGAUGUGAAACAGCAGCAGUGGAUCCAGAGAGUCAAUGAAGCCAUGAACAAACCUGGAGUCAGUGCAAAGCUAAAGGAUGUGCUCCAACAAGUCAGUUCGUAUGAUAACGUCCCAAGAAAAAAGGCAAAGUUUCAGAACUGGAUGAGAAACAGUCUUAAAAUAGCUAACACCAGUCUUCAUGAUGAAGUGUGGGACAUCCUCGCUGCAGCGGACAAUCCUCCUGAGGCACCACAGGAGACUAAAGAAGCUAAACAGACAGUGGCUGAAGUCAAAGUGGAUACUAAUGGAAAUGAAAAGCAGAACGGCCAUCCAGACGUUAAGAAGAAGAAACUGAACAAACGGGAGCGUAAAGAGGCCCGUCAGCAGAAGAAUGGGAAGGCUGUGAAGACAGUUGCACAGGAGGUAGAAGAAGACCGGGCAGGCAAAGAAAAAAAAAAGGACAGAAAGAGAAAGCACCGCUGUGAGGAAGACGGAGAUGAAGAACAGAACGAACACGUUGCUGAAAAUGAGACAUCCAGCAAGAAAAUGAAGACAAUUGACCAAGCUGCAGAGGAGUCAGAGGAGACUGAGGAUCGAGCAGUUCCUAAAGGCAAAUUCAACUGGAAGGGAAAUAUCAAGGCAGUACUGAGAGAAUCUCCUGACCAGGAACUGUCAGUAAAGAAACUCAGGAAGAAGGUUUUGGCAGCGUACUACUCUUUCACUGGUGAUGGAAAUUUUAAAAAGGAGGAGGAGGUGCUAGCACUUUUCAGCAAGAAGAUCAACAACAAUCCCAAAUUUAGAGUCUUGAAAGACAGAGUUAGACUUGUAAAGUAGACAUGUUUAUCUUAUCUGUCUGACAUGAAAUGUAUGUUGUUCAUAGACUUUUAAAAUUUAAAAGCCAUUGGUCUGUCCAUCCUCCCUUGGAUGUUUUUAUACAGAUGAAAUAAUCUCGAAGAUUAAAUAAUUUUAUAACUGAA
Messenger RNA from Siniperca chuatsi (mandarin fish), 1531 nucleotides. RefSeq names its product Ly1 antibody reactive homolog (mouse) (gene lyar). The record is from RefSeq and is a predicted model, not a curated record. Gene Ontology annotation, molecular function: DNA binding. The transcript is spliced from 8 exons. Gene Ontology annotation, biological process: rRNA processing; negative regulation of transcription by RNA polymerase II. Bases 366 to 1388 code for a protein of 340 amino acids. Gene Ontology annotation, cellular component: nucleolus. Lineage: Eukaryota; Metazoa; Chordata; Actinopteri; Centrarchiformes; Sinipercidae.